AUGUCUACAGUUAAGAGAACAACAAAAACCUCUGUUGGUGGUGAACAACAACCACAACAAGAGAAUAAUUCACAGAUGACUGCUGCUCAAUUGAAGGAAGUCGAAGAUCUCAAGAAGAUUCAACCCGCUAAUGAAUUCGGUGGAGCCAUUGGUACUGCAUUCCUUAUUUUCCUCUUGCCAGUAUUGGUCUACUGGUUAUGGGUAUCGAUGGAGUUUAACCAAGGUUACCUCUUGUUGCCACGCGAAUUGUCGUUGGCCGGCUUCCAAGAGGUCGGAGCCACCCUCUACGAGAAGGUUAUGACACACGCCAUACCAACUCAGAAAUCGUUCACAAUCUACGCGUGCUGGUUCCUCUUCCAGGUCGUCCUCCAAGCUUUGGUGCCAGGACGUAACGUGCUCGGUACACCACUUCCCGGUGGAAAGAGAUUGCCAUACGUUCUCAAUGGAUGGAGAUGCUUUUGGAUUACCAUGUUAGCUGCUUUCGCAUUAGUUUAUUCUGGAUUCAUCAAAGCAACCAUCCUCUACGACAACUUUGGUAGCAUUCUCAGCACCAUCAACCUCUUUGCCUACGUCUUUACCGUUUUCCUCAAGAUCCAAGCCAAGCUAAAGGACGAAGAAGAACGUAUGUCCGGUCACUUUUUCUAUGAUUUCUGGAUGGGAUUUGCUCGUAAUCCACGUAUUGGUUCAUUCGACUUGAAAUUAUUCUGUGAAAGUCGUCCAGGUCUUUCACUUUGGGUUUUGAAUAAUCUUUCGAUUGCCGUUAAGCAAUAUGAAACAUUUGGUUACAUUCCAUUGUCGACUGCUAUGGUUUGUGUGUUCCAUUUCUGGUAUGUUGCUGACUUCCACUUCCACGAGGAGGCAAUUCUCACCACAAUGGAUAUUGUCACUGAGAAAUUCGGAUUCAUGUUGGUCUAUGGUGAUCUUGCUUGGGUGCCAUUCACCUACUGUCUUCAAAGCUACUACAUCUUGAGACACGUAGAUGCCAACGGUUCGCCGCUGAACAUCUCUUUCCAGUAUGCGUUGUUGGUGCUCGCCGUCAAGGCAUUCGGAUUCUAUUUGUUCCGUUGGGUCAACUCACAGAAGCAUGCUUUCCGUCGUAAUCCGGAAGCUCCGAUCUGGGGUAAGCGUCCAGAGUACAUUCUCACCAAGCGUGGUACCAAGUUGUUGGUCUCUGGAUUCUGGGGAAUCGGUCGUCAUUUGAACUACACCGGUGACAUCAUCAUUGCAUUUGCCUGGUGUUUGCCAUGUCAAUUCGACAGUCCAGCUCCAUUCUUCUACUUUGCCUACUUUACCAUCUUGGAACUCCACAGAUGUCAUCGUGAUCACCACGCUUGCGCCGAGAAAUAUGGUGACGACUGGAAAGAAUAUUGUCGUCGUGUACCUUAUAUUUUCAUUCCAUACAUCUUCUAG
Messenger RNA from Heterostelium album PN500, 1410 nucleotides. RefSeq lists its product as uncharacterized. Bases 1 to 1410 code for a protein of 469 amino acids. The transcript has 2 exons. Gene Ontology annotation, molecular function: oxidoreductase activity, acting on the CH-CH group of donors, NAD or NADP as acceptor. Gene Ontology annotation, cellular component: endoplasmic reticulum membrane. NCBI's taxonomy places the organism in Eukaryota, Evosea, Eumycetozoa, Acytosteliales, Acytosteliaceae. The record is from RefSeq and is a predicted model, not a curated record. Gene Ontology annotation, biological process: sterol biosynthetic process.